AUGGCUGCCCUAUCUUGGCUGGCGAAACAAAUGCAAUCUCUACGGCCCCCCGAGGAUCGAUACCUGGUUGGCUUGUGGGAGAAGACUUUACUUUCUGAUCUUCUCUGGACGCAGGGAUGGAGCUACACGGCUCCAAACUCUCGAAUCUCCCGCUAUCCGUCCUGGUCCUGGGCCUCAUCACCAUACCAAGUCGAAUGGUCAAGGGAUCUCAACAUACCACUGAAGUGUACGCAAGUCGAGGCAACUAAAGUUACCACCCGAGGUCCGAGUCACAUGGCCGACUGCAUAGAGGCGACAAUCACAUUGAAGGCUCCCCUUCUAGACGCAACCCCUUUGCUUACCGCUACUCAAGCUCAUAUUGCCGCAUCCCGGGUUUCAGGCGAUUACGAAUCUUCUUCGCCAUUUGGUCACUUGUAUCCUGAUCCGUACGACGCCUUUAUCACAAAUCUGGAUCACUUAUAUGUCCAUUAUUACAGUUCGGACAGCGGUUCUUAUAUCACGGAUAUCACUCCCGCAGAAACUUCUGGCUGCUUCAUUCUUCUAGCCACGAGCAACCGUUCCUUGCUCGACCUUAAUGCUAUCCAUGUUCAGAAAGAACAAAGCAGCGAUUGUUACAGACGAGUCGGUUUGGCUAGCUUAAGGCAUCCAGCAGCAAGGAACAAAUAUCUAAAGAAUGCUUCCACCGUAAGAUGGCUGAUAGAAGAUCUACCGACACAAAGCAUCACCUUAAUCUAG
Colletotrichum lupini is the source of this 735-nucleotide messenger RNA. RefSeq lists its product as uncharacterized. The record is from RefSeq and is a predicted model, not a curated record. Lineage: Eukaryota; Fungi; Ascomycota; Sordariomycetes; Glomerellales; Glomerellaceae. Bases 1 to 735 code for a protein of 244 amino acids. The transcript has a single exon.